CUUCAACAAGGGUCAGAUUUCCAGCACAAAUGACUCUAAUCAACGGGUGGAAGACUUUACUCGAGACUGCAUAGACGUAUCCGGAUUUGCUAUAUUUAUCAUUGACUUCACUAAAACCCUUUAACAGUAUGACGUUAUUAUUCUGUUAUUUUAAAUUAAUGGGCAAAUAGCGAAAAACAUUUAUAAAGGAUGCAUCUUGAGAUUGCACUUAAAUCCACGAAGAAAUCGCGAUUCCGUGGGGCGCACAAUUCUGAUUAGACAAUUCUUAUUAUUGUUCACCACAUGGAAAAAUUCUGAACUCUGAAAAGUAGCCGAGGGCGACCAUUUUUCAAGACUCCAAGACGCGUAGGCUAAUUUGGGUCCCCGUGCGUUUCAAGAUGAACCUAAUUGGGAGCUACCAGCACCAUCACCUAAUGCACGAGACCUUUCCGUUCGUCCAGAGGUGUCAUCCAGACGCACAGUACUUCCAGAGCUGGGUGGUGAAUCACGCAGAGGUUCCCGCAGACUUUCAGAUCCAGCAGCCGUACUCUUCCGAGUUCAGCGGUCCGAGCGUCGCGCAAGACGCCCAGAUGGACGCGCUGUCCGGGCGAAUGGGGAAAAGACGAGCGUCCGGACCCAAGAAAGAGCGGAAAAGGACAGAGAGCAUCAACACUGCUUUUGCCGAACUGAGAGAAUGUAUACCAAACGUUCCCGCGGACACCAAACUGUCCAAAAUAAAGACACUGAGACUGGCCACAAGUUACAUUGCCUAUCUGAUGGAUGUUCUGGCAAAAGACACUGGUGAAACGGAGGGAUUCAAAGCAGAAAUAAAGAAAUUUGACAGUAGAGAUUUAAAAAGGAAACGAGAAGUGAAUGACGGUCUUCAGGAUUCAUUAGGAAGCGAGAAAAAGUUCAAAGGCAGGACGGGUUGGCCUCAACAGGUUUGGGCUCUGGAACUCAACCAGUGAAUGGCUCGCGCCCCACCGAACGGCACCCGGCACUCAGACUCGGUAUUCAAGCGCGCGUCUGGGAAUACAACCACUUGUACACUUCAAAGUGCAAUGUUAUUCAUUUGAAUCUGGGGGGGCGGGAUAUUAGAGGACUUGAAAACGGCACCAUUGCUAAUAAUUUAACCGUCUUAUUAAUUCGUUCUGUGCUAUGGUUGUACCUAACUGUGAUAUUUCCCACAUAAUUUAAAACUAAAUCAUAAACGAAUGAAAAAAGCCAUUAUUUUGUUGUGUUACGUUAUUUUUAGUGUACAAAAAGGUGAUUUAAGAAAUGUCCUUGAUCUUAUAAUGUUAUGGCCACGUUAGCACUAGAUACUUUUCUACUGAGGUGGUACUGACAAGCAAAUAUUGUAUUUGUCGUACUGUAUUCUGUGUGUGUAAAUGUUUGAAUCUACCUCAAAUAACUGUCACCUUACGUUUGGCUCAGAUGAAAUAAAUAUUAAAAUUAUAAAAUGAUCUGUACUCCUAAAUACAGAAUAUGGCAAUAGAAAUUAUUUUGCCGCAGUUGUAUGCACUCUCUAUACGCAUUCGCUUCUAUCCAGAAAUCUAGGCAUGCGAAUUAUUAUUAUUGUUAUUAUUAUGAUUAUUUCGACAUAAUUCCUUACAUAUAAAAUAAACAUAAUAAAAUU
Molecule: messenger RNA, 1615 nt
Organism: Anguilla rostrata (American eel)
Lineage: Eukaryota; Metazoa; Chordata; Actinopteri; Anguilliformes; Anguillidae
Product: heart- and neural crest derivatives-expressed protein 1-like
Exons: 2
Coding region: 378-947 (189 amino acids)
Biological process (GO): regulation of transcription by RNA polymerase II; heart development
Molecular function (GO): RNA polymerase II transcription regulatory region sequence-specific DNA binding; DNA-binding transcription factor activity, RNA polymerase II-specific; protein dimerization activity
Source: RefSeq, a predicted model, not a curated record